This is a messenger RNA of Teleopsis dalmanni, 2200 nucleotides long. RefSeq names its product origin recognition complex subunit 2-like. Lineage: Eukaryota; Metazoa; Arthropoda; Insecta; Diptera; Diopsidae. Gene Ontology annotation, cellular component: nucleus; nuclear origin of replication recognition complex. Gene Ontology annotation, molecular function: DNA replication origin binding. The record is from RefSeq and is a predicted model, not a curated record. The transcript is spliced from 5 exons. Gene Ontology annotation, biological process: DNA replication. Bases 143 to 1987 code for a protein of 614 amino acids.
AAUGAUAAAUGUCUCUGACUAAACAUACCUAACGAGCACAACUGUUUUUGUUUUUGCCGCCAAGCUGCAAGCAAUAAAGAUAGAAAUUUUCCAUACAACAGAUCAACUAUUAAAUUGCAAAUAAAUUGGUAUUAAAAAUAAUAUGUGUGAUGAUGAAAUAAAAACGCUAAGACCCAAUCGAAAGUCCAAAACAACUAAUAAAAGGAAUCAUGAAGGAUUAAUACAAGAAUCGACCAACAAAAAGUUAAUGAAUUCUGAAAAUAGUGACUCUAACGAUGAAGAAGUUAUCGUCAUCAUUGAAUCUGAUGAUGAUAAUGGAAACCAAACCCCGGUAUUAAGACGAUCCAGUCGAAAACCCAGUCCAAAUAAGAAGUAUUGCAAAAAUUUUGUAGUGAAUGAUGAAUGCAAAAGAAACUCACGAAUACAUACAAAACGAAUUGUUGCAGACGAUGAAGACGAAUUGGAAGACAGUAAUAGCGAAACUGAAUCAAAUAUUUUCAAACCAAAUCAACAAGAUUUACAAUUGUUACAAAAAGAAUAUGAAGUGACUGGUAAAAAUGUAUUUGGGUUUAAUACUCCAAAAAAAAGAGGUGGCAUGAGUUUAGUCGCAAUAAACACCGCAAAAACACAAAAAACACCAGAUACAAAACGUCGUAAAUCUACAACAGAGUUAAAAACACCAUCACAUGUAAGAAAUCGGGUAAAAAGCCAAAUAGCAAAACUAGUAAAAGUCAAUUCAGAUUCUGAUUUCUCUGCUGAUGAGAGUGAAUAUGAACCUUCAGAUUGUGCAUCAUCUUCUGGCAGUGACAAUGCAGAUGACAGUUCGGAUGAUGCUGCUGAUGACGAACCAAAAACACCACACAAAGGUCGACGCCCAAUUGUUAUUCCCUCUUUGACAAAAACCCCUUCUUUAGCACGUGCACGUCAGUCUGCGCGUGUCAAAAAAACAACAGAAUAUGUACCAGAAAGUGAUGGUUACUUUCAAUCGCGUUCAAGUAGCAAAAUUGUAACAUCCGAUCAUACACUUGAUCGUUUAAAAAAUCCUCGAUUACCUGCUGAUCGUUUGUUUAGUCUACUGGCCUCAAUGAAAUUAUCUACUGAACAUGAAUCAUCCAUAAAUGCUAUUAUAGAAGAAUAUCGGUCAUACUUUUCUAAGUGGAUGUAUAUAUUAAAUGAAGGCUUCAAUUUGUUGAUUUAUGGAUUAGGUUCAAAACUACAAUUGUUACAAUCAUUUCACCGCGAUAUAUUAGCACAGCAAACAGUGUUAGUUAUUAAUGGAUUUUUUCCAAGUCUAACACUUAAGGAUAUAUUGGAUAGCAUAACCUGUCAAAUACUCGAUGCUGGUAUUAGUUCAUCCAAUCCACAUGAAGCUGUUGAUAUGAUUGAGGAGGAAUUUUCACUUAUACCUGAAACACAUUUGUAUAUUAUAGUGCAUAAUUUAGAUGGCAUAAUGUUGCGGAAUAACAAGGUUCAAGCAAUAUUAGCACGUUUGGCUAAAGUAGAAAAUAUUCAUUUAAUAGCAUCAAUUGAUCAUAUAAACACACCUUUGUUAUGGGAUCAAUCUAAAUUAAGUAAUUAUAAUUUUUCCUGGUGGGACUGCACAACAAUGCUGCCAUACACUAAUGAAACAGCAUUUGAAAAUUCAUUACUUAUACAAAAUUCUGGUGAAUUAGCACUAGCUUCUUUGCGUAGUGUGUUCUCCUCCCUCACAACUAACUCUCGUGGCAUUUAUAUGCUAAUUGUGAAGCACCAACUACAUAACAAAAACAAUCCAAACCACCAAGGUAUCGCCUUUAAGGAUUUAUACUGGAGUUGCCGUGAAGCAUUUUUAGUGAGUUCUGAUUUAGCGUUACGUGCCCAACUUACUGAAUUCUUAGAUCAUAAACUUAUUAAAACCAAGCGCAGUGUAGAUGGUGCAGAACUAUUAAACAUACCAAUAGAGUCAACAUUACUGCAACAAUUUUCAGAUGAACAUGAAAAGAAAUAAUUAUGCAAAUUUUUCCAUGUAUUAAUUUCAAAGAAAAUAUUAGUUUUAGUUUCGCGUAGAUUGCAACACUCAACACCCAUAAUUAUGGUACAAAUCAAAUCUUUUGCAAUUUUAUUACAUAUUUUAAUUACUACAAAUUUACAAACAUCAUCAAAUUCUAUUUUUUUAACUGAUGUCAAACGAUGUAAUCUUUCGAAUAGCUCAGCAUCAAAU